GCUUUGCUGGUUGCUCCUUUCCUUCCCUUUCCUUGAACUAGGGCUGAAUACUUCUAGGUUACCACUUGAAAAAUGUCCAAGAAAGUUGUUACGAGAAUAGAGCUCUUGGACCGAUGGAGGGCCAUUGAAGAAGAAGACGACGAUGAGAACGAAAUCGAUCACUCCAAACAACGUCACCUCCGUCAUCUUAAAGAAAUAUGGUUCACAGAUGCAUUCAACUUCCUGAUAUAUCUUUCUAGAGAAGAUCAUAUAUGGUGUGGCUCCUGGGAUAUAAUGGGGCCGCUUCUAGAAACAUUCUACAAUUACUCUAAGGAUGAUCGUCAGGAUUCUCCUCUCAAGCUUCUGUGGAAAAGAAUUUCUGAAGAAUUACAAGGUUGCAUGCAAUGCAUUUGUCAACAUCAUCAAGCCAAGGACACAUAUGCCAUGGAAUAUGAGUUGAGUUCAAUUGGGCCCCUUCUUGAUGUUUUAUGCAGGCUAGAUGAAGAGAGGGUGACUAAUCAAUUGAAGGAGAUGAACACAAGGAUAGCAGGGGGGAAGUAUGAUCCGUUGAAAGACAAUGCAAAAGUUAUCAGCGUCAUGUAUGAGGUGUUGAUGUUUCCCGUCUUAUUGGAUGACCAAUCCUUGGUCACCGAGUUUCAGAUAUUCAUCGAAGCAGUUGAUGAUUCUCAUGAACUCACUUUGGCUGGCCAUCAACAAUACCCGGGAGUUUAUGCGCUACUUUUCCUCAAGACCAGAAGGUGUCGUUCUAUAGGCUUCCGCUUGGCUGGAUACAUGGGAAAAUUGAGGAAUGCAGCAGAAUUGGAUCCUUUGCAGCCUUUGCUCAAGAAAUGUAUUGUAUUUCUAGAGACAGAAGUUGUGUCUCUAAAUGAGAGCUUAAGGCCAAGGAUGCAGCUGGAUCGAAUAACUGUAUGGCUUGGAAUCAAGGCACUGCUUGGGUUUCUAGAGCCUCAUGCAUUUGAAGAAGGGAUUUUGGAGCGUUAUCCCAGUUUUCUGAGUAUCGUGCUCAACCAUAUUUGUGAUGAUUCCAUCGAAUUUUCUUAUGCAAUCAAUUGCCUUAGACUACUUUUCGAUAUGCUUGGAUGCAAGCUCUGGUUGAGGGCAACACUAUCACCAAGUGUAAUGCGUGACACACUAUUGGGUCAGUGCUUCCAUACUCAAGAUGAGAAGAGCCACAAGGAAAUAUUUGAUCUUUUCCCACCUUUUCUCCAGUCUCUUGAGGCUUUGCAAGAUGGGGAACACAAAAAGCAACGCAGACAUUUUCUCUACUUUCUUCUACAUCAAGUGACUGUUAGUAGCAACUUCAGCUCUCUAAUGAGAAAAAAGGCCUGCCAGAUAGCUAUUCUCAUUAUUCACCGAGGUUACAAGAUGAAUCCUUCCUGUCCACCUUUUGAAUGUGCACACAUGUGGGGCCCUUCUCUUGUGGCAUCUCUUAAGGACUCCGCACUCUACAGUUCUCUUAGACAACCUGCUUUUGAUUUGAUCCAAACUGUUAUAGUCUCUGAUGCAUCUGCAUUAGUGUCGUCAGUUCUACACUGUCAAAAACAGAAAGGUGCUGAUAGGAAUAUCAUUGACUUCAAAGAUGAAGAUGACAAUGAAGACCUAUUUACAGAUGAUACAGAAGAAAAAGACGCCAGCUGUUGGAAUGAAUUUAGUGUGCAGAGUCAAACUACUUCAUUAGAAUUCGGGGUGUGGAUGUGCAUUCCGAUGCUAUGGUUUGAUGUUUUAGUUGAAAUUGAUCCUGCGAUUCUACCGGUGUCAUUUUCUAAGGCAGUUAUAUGGGCUUUAUCUCGUUUUUCUAUGGUUGAACCAGAAACUAGCACUGAAAUGGCUCUUCCAGUUGGACGUUGGUUGACCACACGUGUGCCAGAGGUAUCACAUCUAUUUGGGUGGAGGACACCAUCUGGUUCUGAUGAUGGUGGGGAUGGAGAAGAGUCAAAGAACUCGGUAAAGGUCAAAGCAAUGUGCAUCCCAUUAAUCAGAACUUUCAGGAGGUUAACAUCUUAUUUUAUUACAAGAAUGGAGCAAGGUGAGCUUUGGAAGCAAUGGACUUGGGAACCAAGGAUGGGUGAAAGCUUAAUCCUUUUGCUUGUUGAUCCUGAUGAUAAUGCAAGGCAAGUUGGCAGGCGUAUUCUUGAACAAGUAGCAAACACACGUGGCCUUCUUUCUUGUUUGCAGUUUCUGUGCUCAUGCUCGGCUUCAAUAUCAGCAGCGCUUCUAGGGCUGAGACAUGCUGGGGAAUUGCUUGUGUUGGAUUUGGUGCUGCAAAGAUUUCAGAACUUGCACCAUUACUUUUUUGUACUAUGCAAACUACUUACGGAAGGGGUAAAAUCUGGCCAAAGUGAUGACCAUGGUAAUUUAAAGUUCUCAUCUCAAGGUGGAUUUCUACAGCAGCCCGUAUUUGAUUCCAUGGCUAUUAACAUUGAUGGAAACUCAUCAAAGUUUGAUUCCGUACAUUGGAAACAGUUUAGUUGCCUAUUAUCAGAAGUUGCAUGGCCAUCUUAUUGCAAAUGCUUGUCUGAAGGGAAGGCAUUCGUUGACUACAAGAUCUCACAGAUGACCUGUAUCCGGUUACUUGAGAGCUUACCUGUUGUUCUCCAAAGGAUCCAGCAAUCUAUGCACAUAAUACCGGGAGAUUCAGAUACUUCGAUAGUGAAUUCAUUUGGCUAUAAAUGGCUUCAUGAUUUGAUGUACUGGGGGAAGUCUACACUUGCUGUUGUAGUUCGGUAUUGGAAGCAAACAGUGCUUUCUUUGGUUGAUCUACUUAAGGAGUCGUGUAAUGAUAAAACAUCUGCUAUCAUGGCCAUUGAGAAACUUAUUCAAUAUGAAAACAUUCCGAUUGAUGAACUUACUGAGCAGGUAUCAUGCCUUUCUGUUUCAUUAAAGAGCAAUGCCAAUGGACCUUCUAAUGCGUAUGAAAAAAUGAACUUUAAAGCCACAUUGUUGCAAUCUGAGGGCUUAUUGGACAAAAGGAAGUAUUCCACUGAAAAACUAGAAGCUUUUCCCUUGGAGGAUUUAAAUUUGCAGAUUUCAGAUUCUGCUUUUGGUGCCAAAACGGAGAGAGAGAGUGUGAUAAUUCUUUCAGAUGAUGAGAUCGAUGUAAAAGAUUACAUUGACACUGUGAAUGUUCCUGAUGGUGGAUCAAGUAAAUCAUUAGUAGAUGGUGAAGCUAUGGGUUCACGAACUACUGAAAAAGCUUCACAAAUUAAUGCAGCUAGGAACAGUUCUUCUGUUGCAGCUUCAACAACACAGAUCAAGGAUUUGGUUCUGUCAGAUGAUUAUGGCGCCAUAGGAUUGAGGGAACGGAAGCUGGAAGCAGAGAAUAAUGUGGACAGAAUAAGACCAUCUUCUGUGGUCCAAGGGGAAUCUGUUCAAGGCAGAAGUAAAGAAAAAUCAUCUGACAUUCAGAAGAAAUCUUGUUUGACGAAAUCUUCCCUAGAAAAUCUUAGUUUCAAAAUGGACAAUUCAGUUUCGAUCCAGCGUGCAUCUGGUUUGAAGAAUGUGUCUAAUGAAAUUAGGUCUUCGAGAAGUAUGGAUAACCAAGGCAUAAAAAAGGUUUCAGCAAAGACCGAUAGGGUCAUCAAGGAGUUGGUAUUUGAUGCCAAAGAUGAUCCAUGGGAAUUUGCAUUAAAAUCUGCAAGGCAUCAUCAAUCACACCUGGCAAAACUGAACACUGGUGGUACAAAACGCCAAGUCAUUCAACUGAACUUAGCAGUUGAAAACAGAGUUUCCCAAUCAAACAGGCUGCGAGGUGGACAUCAGAGGUUCAAACCUCUAAGGCUAGAUGAUUGGUUUAGACCUAUCCUGGAGAUGGAUUAUUUUGCUACAGUAGGGUUAUUAUCCUCAGCUGCAGAGAAGAAUCAAACUGCUGGGACGUUGAAGGAGAUUCCUGUUUAUUUUCAAUCUCCUGAUGACUAUGUGGCAGUCUUCCGCCCAUUGGUGCUAGAAGAGUUAAAAGCGCAGCUACAUAAUUCAUUUGCAGAGAUGUCUUCUUCAGAUGAGAUGUCCUGUGGAAGUCUGUCUGUGAUGUCUGUAGAAAGAGUUGACGACUUUCACGUUGUUCGCUGUGUUCACGAUGACAGAGACUUGGAAGGCUCCAAGAGCUGUGUAGAAAAUGAUCUCAUAUUGCUUACAAGACAGCCUUUUCAAAAUUCUUCCCAUGAUGUUCACAUGGUUGGAAAGGUAGAAAGAUGCGAGAAAGAUUAUAAAAGAAGAUCAAGCAUAAUAAUGAUCAAGUUCUAUCUUCAGAAUGGAUGUUCUCGUCUAAAUCGGGCCAAAAAACUCUUAAUGGAACGAAGCAAGUGGUACAUUCAUCGCAUCAUGAGUAUCACUUCCCAACUAAGAGAAUUUCAGGCACUGUCUUCGAUACAUAGUAUUCCUCUGCUUCCCACAAUCUUAAAUCCUAAUGACCAACCUAAGGCUGUCAAAUCGAGGAUGGAUCUCAGUAAACUGUCCCAACCUUUACAGCAGAUUCUUGAAUCGUCAUUUAAUGACUGUCAAUUGCAAGCUAUCAGUACUAUCAUCAGACCUGUGGACUUGAGAAAUGACCAUGAUCUAUCCCUAAUUCAGGGUCCUCCAGGUACUGGGAAGACCAGGACAAUUGUGGCCAUUGUCAGUGCUUUGCUUUCCUUAAGUGGAAGGAAUGCUGGAAGGACUGAAGUUGGUGUUUUGAAACCUAGCAAUACUUCUCUCAUGAAUAAAGUGCGGAUAAGUCAGUCUGCUGCAAUUGCUCGAGCCUGGCAGGAUGCAGCCAUGGCUAAACAAUUAAAGGAUGAUGAUAGUAAAAGCUCUAGUGUUACUGCUAGUCACAUAAGAGGUAGGGUUCUUAUUUGUGCACAAUCAAAUGCUGCAGUUGAUGAACUGGUGUCCAGAAUUUCCAGUCAUGGCUUAUAUGGAAAUGAUGGAUCAAUGUACAAGCCAUAUCUUGUUAGAGUUGGUAAUGCAAAGACAGUUCAUCCAAGUUCUUUACCUUUUUUCAUCGACACCCUUGUUGACCAUCGAUUGACGGAGGAGAGGAUGGAUGUUGGUGAUGUGAAGAACGACACAGAUGGGGAUUCUUCAACUGUUCUUCGUUCUAAGUUAGAGAAGUUAGUGGAUCGUAUCCGGUUUCUUGAAGCCAAACGAGCUAAUUUAAGCAAUGGAAAUCCAGACUCAAAACAUUUUCUUGAAGGAGAUGCUGCCGUGAGUGAUGAUGUGAAGGAAAUGUCUGAUGCAGAAAUAGGGGCAAAGCUAAGAACAUUAUACAGUGACAAGAAAGCCGUCUACAUAGAUCUUGCCGCUGCUCAGGCACGAGAGAAAAAAGUUCAUGAAAAAAGAAAAGCUCUUAAACUCAAAUUGCGUAAAUCUAUACUGAGAGAAGCUGAAAUUGUGAUAACUACAUUGAGUGGGUGUGGUGGAGAUCUCUAUGCUGUGUGCUCCGAAUCUAUGUUGACUCAUAAGUUCAGUACUUCAUCCGAGUCUUCGUUGUUUGAUGCUGUUGUAAUUGAUGAAGCUGCUCAAGCUCUGGAACCUGCUACUCUGAUUCCUCUUCAGCUCCUAAAAUCAAAAGGGAGCAAGAGUAUUAUGGUUGGAGAUCCGAAGCAGCUUCCUGCAACUGUUCUCUCAGAUGUUGCAAGUAAAUAUCUCUAUCAAUGCAGCAUGUUUGAACGUUUGCAGAAGGCUGGUCACCCUGUUACUAUGCUUACGAAGCAGUAUAGGAUGCACCCAGAGAUAUGCCGGUUUCCUUCCUUGCAUUUCUAUGAUKGAAAGUUACUAAAUGGUGAUGGAAUGUCUAGCAAAGAAACACCAUUUCACAAGACUGAAGGCCUUGGGCCCUAUUUAUUCUUUGAUAUUGUGGAUGGGCAGGAGCUUCAUGGUAAGAACUCUGGGUCUCUCUACAAUGAGUGUGAGGCUGAUGCUGCAGUCGAACUUCUGAGGUUUUUCAGGAAGAGUUAUCCAUUAGAGUUUGUUGGAGGAAGGAUUGGCAUUAUAACUCCUUAUAGGUCUCAACUUUCCCUGUUGCGUUCACGUUUUUCGUCUGCCUUUGGGUCUUGUAUAAUGGAUGAAAUGGAACUUAAUACCGUUGAUGGUUUUCAAGGACGGGAGGUUGAUGUGCUUGUAGUUUCGACAGUUAGGGCAUCAGGACCAACUUCUGGAGCAAUGGAAAUGAACUCCAGAAGCAUUGGGUUUGUUGCUGAUGUAAGACGAAUGAAUGUGGCAUUAACGAGGGCCAAGCACUCCUUGUGGAUUUUGGGAAACAUGAGAACCUUGCAGACAAAUAAGAAUUGGGGAGCACUUGUAAAUGAUGCUAAGGAGAGAAAUUUGGUUUUAUCAGUUAAAAAGCCAUAUGUUUCAAUGUUUAACUUGCUAUUUAAGAAUAACCGGGUUUCUGAUAGCUCAAAUGAUAUUUCAAAACAGCUUAAGCCUAAGAAAAAAGGGAACGAGGUUAACAGACAUCCUGAAGAGAGGAAAAAGUUUAAUAUUUCUUCCGAGAGGAAAAGAGGGUACACUGGAGAUCAUAGUAAUGAUAGUUUGGGUGUGGAUAAGCAUGCUUUAUCACCCAUCAGGGAUAAUGAUAAAACAAAGAAAAGAGCAAAAAAGCAUUAUGAUUCAUCAGCAAAGAAGAGUACUGAAUGUGUAUAUACUGAAAGUAGUGUAAACAAAACACUCAAGGAUGUCAAGUUGGCCACUGAUGAACAUAGAGAGACGCAUGCUGGAAGUUGGGGUAAGAAAGGUGUUGAAAGACAAAGGUUUGAUAGAAAUGUUGCUGGGGAUAAGCCUUUGAAUGAAACUAUUCAACGAGAAGAAGGGAGUAGAUCAUCUGGUCAAGUAGAAAAACCCAUGGAUUCUAUUUGUAAAAGGAAACAACAAAGGGAAGCUGUAGAUGCUCUUCUUCCUUCAGCUUUUAUAUCCUCAAAGAAGCCUGAAUCUAAGUUGAAAUCAGUCCCAGAUAGAAGGUCUCGUCCACCAGUACGUCCUUCAGAUCAUGCAAUUAAACCAGCCAAGACAAGAAAAGGUUAAAAAAGCGGCAUUGGAAAGAGAAGUUAGUUGCUCAGCCAAUUCAUUAAGAUGGUGUGGAUACUAAAGCUGGUUUUGGGGGGGUGUUUGGCUUUAUUCCCAUCAUCAUACACUUUUUAACUGAAUGGGAUGACAGUUAACCUGUAAGUAGCAGUUAAUUAGCAAAUCUCUUCAUGUUCUUUUUCCACAUCUUAUCAAAGUAUUUCUUUCAUUUCAUUGCAGCAUGUUUUCAUACAAGUAUUAUUAUUAUUACCAUAAUAUAUAGUCUAUAGAUGUAUUAAUAUUUUGUUAGGCUGAA
This is a messenger RNA of Cynara cardunculus var. scolymus (artichoke), 7291 nucleotides long. RefSeq lists its product as uncharacterized. The transcript has 22 exons. The coding region runs from base 73 to 6996 and encodes 2307 amino acids. Gene Ontology annotation, molecular function: helicase activity. The record is from RefSeq and is a predicted model, not a curated record. Lineage: Eukaryota; Viridiplantae; Streptophyta; Magnoliopsida; Asterales; Asteraceae.